Brassica napus (rape) is the source of this 3795-nucleotide messenger RNA. RefSeq lists its product as uncharacterized. The transcript is spliced from 9 exons. Lineage: Eukaryota; Viridiplantae; Streptophyta; Magnoliopsida; Brassicales; Brassicaceae. The coding region runs from base 280 to 3597 and encodes 1105 amino acids. The record is from RefSeq and is a predicted model, not a curated record. Gene Ontology annotation, molecular function: protein serine/threonine kinase activity; ATP binding; protein binding. Gene Ontology annotation, biological process: peptidyl-threonine phosphorylation; peptidyl-serine phosphorylation.
CGGAAACUAUCCAUUUUCAAAAACUUUUCAAAGUAUUACUUUUUCCAUGUCUUAAGCGCGUUAUUGGAUUUAUCCUGUCGGUAUCAACAAUCUCGCAUCUCUGAUUCGUCUUGUCGCGAAAGCUAGGGUUCCUCUCCUUCUAUGGCCUCGAGCUCAUCCCCCUCUCUCUCUCUCUCCAUCGCUUCUGGGCUCGAUUCCUCUUCUCCAAUUUCAUCUCUUUAACCCCCAAUUAAACCUUUAACCUAAUUCUUCACUUCCCAAUCGCUGCGACGAGAUCCAAUGGAAGCUAAGAGCAACGAUCCUGCUAAUUCAAUCGAUGACGUGGACAUUGAUCAAGGAAACGAAACCGAUGAGUCAGUGAUCGAUGUCUCCGGCCAAAGUCUGGAGCUUUCUCUUCCGGGCCACAACACAUUCGAUCCCAUCAAAGGUCUCUACUUUUUUCGAAACGCUUUCAACCUAAUCCCCAAAUCGAUCGGAGAGCUCGGGAGGUUGAAGAAGCUCAAGUUUUUCGGCAACGAGAUCGAUCUGUUCCCGGCUGAGCUAGGGAAUCUGGUGGCUUUGGAGUAUCUUCAGGUGAAGAUCUCGUCGCCGGGCUUCGGCGACGGCUUGGCGUGGGACAAGCUCAAGGGUUUGAAGGAGCUUGAGCUUACUAAAGUCCCUAAACGCUCUUCUGCGUUGACUCUAUUGAGUGAGAUCUCUGGUCUUAGGUCCUUGACGAGGCUCUCUGUUUGUCACUUCUCCAUUAGAUAUAUUCCUUCGGAGAUUGGAUGUCUCAAGAGUCUGGAGUAUCUUGAUCUCUCCUUCAACAAGAUCAAGAGUUUGCCUAAGGAGAUAAGUUACCUGACUUCAUUGAUGUUCUUGAAGGUUGCUCACAACAGGCUGAUUGAGCUACCAUCGGUUUUAGCUUUGUUACAAAACUUGGAAAGCCUGGACGUGUCUAACAACCGGUUAACAACUCUGGAUCCUCUCGAUCUAAGCUUAAUGCCUAGGCUUCAGAUUCUAAGUUUACAGUACAAUAGGCUCCAGAGUUGUUGUUCUAUUCCUGCAUGGAUACAAUGUGAUUUGGGAGGGAACUAUGAAGAGAUGGGAGUUGAUACUUGCAGCUCUAUAGUUGAAAUGGAUGUAUAUGAAGAAACCCCGUUUGAAAACAACAUCAUAAGUGUCCCUCAAGGUGCAUGCUCUCACCGUAACUCACUAAGUAUGUCAACUGUUGUUUCUUCCAACGGUAGAUGCGUCUCGGUUCGAAAAUCAAGUAAGAGGUGGAAGCGGAAACAUCACUACUUACAACAAAGGACAAGGCAAGAUCGUUUGAACAACAAAAAAAAGUGGAAAGGUGAAAUCCCUCUGGAGAAGAAGUACAAAGUCAAAGAAACUAGAAAACAGGAGAUGAAUGUUUCACAGAACACUAACAAAGAUUCGGUUGAUAGCAUCUGCUUGGAUGACAGUGAUAAACUGUUAGAAGACGCUGAAAUAGGAGAUCCUGUCAUUACUUCUGAAGAUGAAGAGAGCAGUUUGAAAGCUGAUUUGGUUUCUGAAAAUUCCCCAUCUGUGGAAAACCAAUCAACGAGUGAAAAAGAUAACAAGGAGUGUUGUGAAAUUAAGUCAUCUUCUCCCUCUUCAGGAGAUGCAGACUAUAGUUCUUCUACAGAGAGAAAGAAACCAAAUCACAGUACAAAGAGAUGCUCUGAUAAGUACCUGGAUAACCCAAAAGGUUCUAAAUGCCAUAAGCCAUCUCCAGACAUUGCUAACCUGUCUCACAAAUACAGCAGCAAUUCAUUUUGCAGCACAGAAGAUUCUCUUCCUGAUGGAUUCUUUGAUGCUGGACGUGAUAGGCCCUUUAUGCCUCUUAGUAAGUAUGAGGAGAUCUUGCCCCUUGAUUCACGUGAAGUCAUACUCCUGGACAGGUCCAAGGAUGAAGUAUUGGAUGCAAUCACCCUCUCUGCUCGAGCCUUGGUAGCUAGAAUGAAGAUACUGAACUGUCCACCUUCAGAAGUAGAUCAAGUCUCCAUCAACAACCUCCAAGUUGCAUCAUAUCUCGCCCUCUUUGUGUCAGAUCAUUUCGGAGGAAGUGACAGAACUGCUAUCAUCGAAAGAACCAGAAAGGUUGCGCUCUCCGGCACAAACUACCAGAAACCUUUUGUCUGCACUUGUGUGACUGGGAAUCAAGAUGUCAAUUUCUCUGAUGUGUGUGAAAGAUCAUUGCGUUCUAUCAAGUCCAAGCGGAACUCUGUAGUGGUUCCUCUAGGGAAGCUUCAGUUUGGCAUCUGUAGACACAGGGCCUUGCUCAUGAAGUUCCUUUGCGAUCGUAUGGAGCCUCCUGUGCCUUGCGAGCUCGUUAGAGGCUAUCUAGACUUCACGCCGCAUGCCUGGAACAUUGUUCCUGUGAAGCGAGGUGACUCUUUGGUUCGUAUGGUGGUUGAUGCUUGCCGUCCUCAUGACAUCAGGGAAGAUACAGAUCAAGAAUACUUCUGCCGGUACAUUCCUCUUAAUCGGCUUAGUGAAUCCAUUUGCAAAAGAGCAAAGCUGGAACCAGGAUGCUCUUUUCCUUCUCUGUCAACAAGCGAAGGAGUAGAAAGAGCUAAUAGUAGUCUUAUCCGUUGCAAGCUUGGCUCCACUGAAGCAGCUGCUAAGAUGCGUACAUUAGAGGUUAAUGGAGCUUCCGUAGAUGACAUUAGGACUUUUGAGUACACUUGCUUAGGAGAAGUGAGGAUUUUAGGAGCAUUGAAGCAUGACUGUAUAGUGGAGUUAUACGGACAUGAGUUAUCUUCCAAGUGGAUAGCCUCGGAAGAUGGAAACGAACACCGACGCAUAUUGCAGUCUGCUAUUCUUAUGGAAUACAUAAAAGGAGGAUCUCUAAAGGGCCACAUUGAGAAGCUUUCUGAAGCUGGUAAGCAUCAUGUACCAAUGGAUCUAGCCUUGUCUAUCGCAAGAGAUAUCUCAGGGGCUUUAGUACAGCUGCAUUCGAAGGAUAUAAUUCACCGUGACAUCAAAAGCGAAAACGUUUUGAUCGAUCUGAACAUCCAAAGAGCAAACGGAGAAGAACCUAUUGUGAAGCUUUGUGAUUUCGAUAGAGCUGUCCCGCUUAGGUCUCACUUGCACGGUUGCUGCAUUGCUCAUGUGGGAAUACAUCCUCCUAAUGUAUGCGUUGGUACGCCACGUUGGAUGGCUCCUGAGGUCUUCCGAGCAAUGCAUGAACAAAACUUUUACGGUCUUGAAGUGGAUAUCUGGUCAUUUGGAUGCCUAAUCUUUGAGCUGUUGACACUACAGAUCCCAUAUUUUGAUUCAUCCGAGCUUCAGAUUCAAGAAUCUCUACAGAAGGGCAAAAGGCCAAAACUACCAGAGGAGUUAGAGAAGCUGGCCUCUGAAACGGAGGAAGAAGAAUCAGCCAAUAAACUGCCUGAAGAGCUUGACCUAACCGAAUCUGACUUGGACACAAUGAGAUUUCUUAUCGACGUGUUUCACUGCUGCACGAUGGAGUCUCCUUCAGACCGUCUAAGCGCUGAAGACCUUCAUGAAAUGAUUCUUUCAUGGACAAAGAGCCAUUCUCCUACAGGUACUUUCACUUCUUCACAAAGCUCUCAAGCCUUUGAAGCUUGAAAAGAGAUAAUGAUGAUUUAAGACUGGUCUCAGUCUUUUUAAGUUAACCAUUCAUUAGGCUAUAGGGAUUAGAUCAUGGCCAUUGAUGGUUAAUUAUUUCAUGUAACUUGUUUUGUUUCUUCAUUUUGUAACCUUUCAGUAUAUCAUAUUGUUACAAACAUUAGAUGAACUCUUCAAUCUCAUACAACAUUUUUUAAA